AUGGGGGCGCCCGGGUUGGUGCGCAUGCGCAAUGCGCACUAUCGAGUUGCAGGCCCUCUGCCUCCCCCUGGGAGCCUAGGGCUUCACUUCCCUCCAGAUGUCCAGGCAGAAACCACAGAAGAGGACAGUGUCUUGCUGAUGCAUACCCUCUUUGCGGCAACCAAGGAACCCCUGGCCAUGGACCCACCAGCUUCCAACCAGCCAAAGAAAAGCAAAACCAAGAAGGCUCCUGUUAAGGCUAUUACUAAGACCAUAACUGCUGCCCAUCCAGUUCCAUCUGCCAAUGCAAUUACCAUAAACAAGCUUAAAAUAACUUUGCAGGUUUAAAAACUGCCGAUCAUCCCCCAGAUCAACCAGGCUUCAGCUACCACUGAGACAGCCAAAACUCAGGCUUUCACUGCUCAGCCUAAGAAAGCCAACAAGACAGAAAAAGUUACCGCUAAGGCAGCCCAAAGCUGCCAAUCUCCAGCUGGCAGUGAGAGUGUCACUACACAGAUCAAGUCACCCUUGCAGGCCCUAAACCUACCAGUCAUCCCACAUACUAUCCAAGCUCCAGCUGCCAGUGAAUCAGCAAAUUCCCAGGCCUUGAUAGCCUAUACCAAGCCUAAGAAAGCUUCCAAGUUUAAGAAGGCUGCCAAUAAGGCCAUAGCUACUGCCACUGAGAUGUCGCUGGUUCUAACCAUCACCCACAUAGCUACUACCCAAGGCCAAAUUGCCAAUGAGAUAGCCAACACCCAGUCCACAGCAGCCUCCAUACGAACUAAGAAAGCCUCCAAAGCCUAAAAGGCAAUUGUUAAAGGUGCACAUACUGACACUGAGCUGCUAGAGACCCCAAAGUCCGCUGAGACAGCUACCAGGCAGAUUGAGGCCUCAGCAAUAACGAUCUGGCCCCAAAAAUUCAAGGGCGAGAAGGCUAUCAAUAAGGGCCUGGCAGUUGAAAGGCAGCCUCAAAUUGUUGACCAAGGGGCCCAGGUCAAGAUGGGCAUCUGUCAGACCAACAUAAGUGCCCUUGAGACUCAGGUUGCUGAUGUCCAGGCCCUAGCAGAUGACUACCUGGCUCAGUUGAGUCUGGAGCCCACAAACAGGACCCGGGUCAGGAGGAACUGAAAGUCCAAACAUCUGAAAGGGGAUGAGAGAGGUGGCAGUAAUUAGAGGAGGAUCCUGUGGGGCUGGAGGCCUCCGCCACCCCAAGAUGCGGCCAUUUUGCAAGAACGGGCAAAUAAGUUGGUGAAAUACCUGUUGGUUAAGGACGAGACAGAGAUCCCCAUCAAGUGCUCAGACAUGCUGAAGGAUGUCAUCCAAGAAUAUGAUGAAUAUUUCCCAGAGAUCGUUGAACGAGCAAGCUACGCUCUGGAGAAGAUGUUUCAAGUCAAUCUGAAGGAAAUUGAUAAGCAAAGUAGCUUGUAUAUUCUCAGCACUCAAGAAUCCUCUGCCGGCGUACUGGGAACGACCAAGGAUACACUCAAACUAGGUCUCCUCAUGGUGCUUCUUAGCAUCAUCUUCAUGAAUGGAAAUCGGUCCAGUGAGGCUGUCAUCUGGGAGGUGCUGCGCAAGUUGGGGCUGCGCCCUGGGGUGAGGCACUCACCCUUUGGGGAAGUAAGGACGCUCAUCACAGAUGAGUUUGCGAAGCAGAAGUACCUGGAGUACAAGAGGCUUCCCAGUAGCAGACCACCUGAAUACGAGUUCUGGGGCUUGCGCUCCUAUCAUGAGACUAGCAAGACGAAAGUCCUCAAGUUUGCAUGCAAGGUGCAGAAGAAAGACCCCAAGGACUGGGCAAGAGCCCAAAUGAGGAUUGGAGAGGAAGCUGUGGCUGGGCCCUGGAAUUAGGAUGACAUGGAUAUCGACUGCCUAACAAGGGAAGAGUUAGGUGAUGAUGCUCAGUCCUGGAGCAGAUUUUCAUUUGAAAUUCAGGCCGGAGCCCAAGAAAAUGCAGAUGCCAGCACCAACGUCGACUUCAGCCAAGGAGAUAGUAUCAGGGCUAGCUUCACUGAUGGUGCUAGUAUUAGCUUCAGUAGUGCACCCAGCCCCAGUGGUGGCUUUGGUGGUAGAGCUGGCAUUAACUUUGGUGGCACACCCAGCAGCAGUGCCAGCUUCAGUAGUACAGCCAGCAUUUCUUUUGGUGGCACACCCAGCACUAGCACUAGUUUAAGUGGUGGAGCCAGCUGUAGCUCCAGUGGUACAGCCAGUACUAGCUCUAGUUUCAGCAGUGAAGCUAGCAUUAGCUUUGGUGGCAUACCUUGUACCAGUGCCAGCUUUGGUGGUGGGGUCAGUUCUAGUUUCAGUGGCCUACUCAAUACCAGUACCAGUUUCAUUGGUGGAGCUAGCUCUGGCUUUGGAGGCACAUUCAGCACCACUGCUGGCUUCAGUGGUACACUCAUUACCAGCACCAGCUUUGGCAGUGCACUCAGCACCAGUGCAGUCUUUAGUGGUGCACUUAGCACCAGCACUGGUUUUGGUGGCACACUCAGCACUAGUGUCUACUUUGGUGGCUAUCCCAGCUCUGGUGCCAGCUUUGGUGGCACACUCAGUGCCAGUAUCUGCUUUGGUGGCCCUCCUAGCACUGGCACCUGCUUUAGUGGUGCUACCAGUGCCAGUUUUGGUGAUGGACCCAGCACCAGUGCUGGUUUCAGCUUUGGCAAUAGGCUAAGCACCAAUGCUGGAUUUGGUGGUGGACUGAGCACAAGUCUUGGCUUUGGUGGUGGACUAGGCACCAGUGCUGGCUUUGGUGGUGGACGGAGCACCAGUGCUGGCUUUGGUAAUGGACUGAGCACCAGCGCUGGCUUUGGUGGCAGACUGAUUUCUGGUGAUGGCUUUGGUGGUAGACUGGGCACCAAUGCUGGCUUUGGCAGCACAAUUGGCCCCAGUGUUGGUUUUAAUGGUGGCCUCAGCAUCAGUGAUGGCUUUAGCGGUGGGCCUAACACCAGCUUCAAUGGAGGAAUGAGCACCAUAAUUGGCUUUGGCAGUGGUUCCAACACCAGCACUGGCUUUACUGGCGAACCUAGCACCAGCACCAGCUUCAAUGGUGGACCCAGUUCUAUUGUUGGCUUCGGCAGUGGACUGAGCACCAGUGCUGGCUUCAGCUGUGGACCAAGCAGUGGUGCUGGCUUUGGCAAUGGACCGAGCAACGGUGCUGGCUUUCGUGGUGGAGCCACCAGCCUUGGUGCCUGUAGCUUCUCCUAUGGCUAGUGAGGUUUUAGAUAAUUACAGCAUUUCCACAGCCAGGGCCCAUGGGGAUGGGUAUAAGAUCUGGGAGAUGUUAAAGAAACCCCAAGGCAGGAGGGCAAGGUGGGGAAAUGAGGACAAUGAAGGAAGUAUGAGAAAAUAGUAUAUUUGGUGCCAAAAUGUGUUACUGUUUGGUGGGUUUUUUUCAGGCUUAUUACCCAUGUUUACAGAUACCGCUAAUAAAUUACAGCAGUCCUUUCCAUGGAGCCAAGGUACAUCCCUGGAAUCUUUAUCUAUGCAGCAGUCUAAGCAGAUACUACCAGCUGAGAUUGACAUGCUAUGAAAAAUCUGUUUGCCAAUCCUGCUUUAUUGUUUGCUUUUUGUGUGCUGUUGUAUUUUGGUAUCAGAGUUACAUUAAAUUUGCAAAAUGAA
Molecule: messenger RNA, 3594 nt
Organism: Equus caballus (horse)
Lineage: Eukaryota; Metazoa; Chordata; Mammalia; Perissodactyla; Equidae
Gene: TRO
Product: trophinin
Biological process (GO): negative regulation of transcription by RNA polymerase II
Cellular component (GO): nucleus
Source: RefSeq, a predicted model, not a curated record